This is a messenger RNA of Pogona vitticeps (central bearded dragon), 6647 nucleotides long. RefSeq names its product transmembrane protein 131 (gene TMEM131). The record is from RefSeq and is a predicted model, not a curated record. Gene Ontology annotation, cellular component: membrane. Lineage: Eukaryota; Metazoa; Chordata; Lepidosauria; Squamata; Agamidae.
GAGAGGGGUGUGCGAGUGACUCGAACCCCGGGCCACGCCCCCUCACCCUGAGGUGACUGCGCGAGGGUGGGAGGCAGGCAGGCAAGCCGGCGUAUGUACGCGUGGGCUAUGUGUGCGCGCGCGGGGUGCUCGCGCCACUACCGCGGUUGUCUCGCGCGCGCCCUGACGAAGCGAGAAGGAGGGAGGGGGGAGAGAGAGAGAGAGAAACGCGGCGAGAACCGCCUCGCGCACCCUUACGGGCCAAACAGGGCCCCUCAGACGGAUACGGAAUCUCGCAGUAGCAACUGAGGCGGUCGGAGGAGUAGCGGCGGCGGCGGCGGCAGCAGAGUAGCAGUAGUAGCAGCAGCAGCCGCAGCGUGAUGGCGGCAGCGUUGAAACGGGAACCGACUCCUCGUCUCUCUGGCUUUUCUUUCGCUGAACCCCAGAGCCCAAGGACGGCGGCGUUGAUGGCAGCCCCUUGUCUCGGAGCGGCGUUGCGGUUACUCGUCGCGGUGCUUCUGAACGCGGCCCGGGCCGAGAAAGAAGCUUUUAUCCAAUCAGAUAGCAUAAUAGAAGUACUGCGCUUUGAUGAAGGAGGUUUAUUACAGACUGAGACAGCUAUUGGCCUCAGUUCGUACCAACAGAAAAGUGUAUCUAUGUAUCGAGGGAAUUGUAGACCUAUUCGGUUUGAACCACCGAUGCUCGAUUUCCAUGAACAGCCAGUUGGGAUGCCAAAAAUGGAAAAAGUUUUCUUACAUAAUCCCAGUACAGAAGAAACUAUUAUAUUAGUAUCGAUAUCUGCAACAACCUCACAUUUUCAUGCAUCUUUUUUUCAAAACAGGAAAAUCCUUCCAGGAGGGAACACAUCAUUUGAUGUAGUUUUUCUUGCAAGAAUGGUGGGAAAUGUAGAAAACACAUUAUUUAUUAAUACAUCUAAUCAUGGAGUAUUUACUUAUCAGGUGUUUGGUGUAGGAGUACCAAACCCCUACAGGCUACGUCCUUUUAUUGGGGCAAAAGUUCCUGUGAAUAGCAGUUUUUCUCCUAUAAUAAAUAUACACAACCCCCAUAGUGAACCUUUGCAGGUAGUAGAAAUGUAUUCAAGUGGAGGUGAUCUCCACCUAGAGCUUCCGACUGGGCAACAAGGGGGCACAAGAAAAUUAUGGGAAAUCCCCCCUUAUGAAACAAAAGGAGUUAUGAGAGCCAGUUUUUCUUCAAGAGAAGCAGAUAAUUACACAGCCUUCAUUCGAAUAAAAACAAAUGCUUCAGAUAGCACAGAAUUCAUUAUUCUUCCAGUAGAGGUAGAAGUCACAACAGCCCCAGGAAUUUAUUCAUCAACAGAAAUGCUAGAUUUUGGUACAUUAAGAACACAAGAUUUGCCAAAAAUUUUAAAUCUACACUUGUUAAAUUCAGGAACAAAGGACGUGCCGAUAACAAGUGUUAGACCAACACCACAAAAUGAAGCUAUCACGGUACAUUUCAAGCCAAUUACAUUGCGAGCUUCUGAAAGUAAAUAUACCAAAGUUGCAAGUAUUAGUUUUGAUGCAUCAAAAGCAAAACGACCUUCACAGUUUUCAGGAAAAAUAACAGUUAAAGCAAAGGAGAAGAGUUACUCAAAACUUGAAAUUCCAUAUCAAGCAGAAGUAUUAGAUGGAUACCUAGGAUUUGAUCAUGCAGCUACCUUGUUUCAUAUACAUGACAGUCCAGCAGACUCUGUGGAAAGACCAAUCUAUUUAACAAAUACAUUCAAUUUUGCAGUCUUUGUUCAUGAUAUAGUUCUACCAGAAGAACUCAAAGCAAUAUUUAAAGUUCACAACUUCAGCAAACCAGUCUUAAUUCCACCAAAUGAAUCCAGAUAUAUUUUCACACUUUAUUUUGUGGCUUCUUUGUCAUCUCUUCACAUUGAUGACAAUAUUUUACUCAUUACUAAUGCCUCCAAAUUUCAUCUACCUGUGAGAGUUUACACUGGAUUUUUAGAUUAUUUUGUGUUAUCCCCAAAACAUGAUGAACAGAUAAUAGAUUUUGGUAUACUGAGUGCUACAGAAACUAGUAGCAUUCUGUUAGCAAUCAUAAACAGCAAUCCAAUUCAGCUUGCUAUAAAAAGCUGGCAUGUCAUAGGUGAUGGUUUGACCAUAGAACUCCUAGCUGCUGAAAAAGGUAACAGAACUACAAUUAUUGCAAGUCUUCCAGAUUUGGAAAAAGCCAGUGCGUUGGAUCAAACUUCAGUAACAUUAAUGCCUGGUUCAUACACUGUAUUCAGAGUACAGUUAUUGCCAAAAGAACUUGAAGGGAUUCAUGAUGGGGCUGUACAAAUCACAACAGAUUAUGAGAUCUUAACAAUUCCUGUGAAGGCUAUAAUUGCUGUAGGCUCAUUGACAUGCUCCCCGAAACACAUUCUUCUUCCACCUUCCUUUCCCGGCAAGAUAGUUCAUCAGAGUUUAAGUAUUAUGAGCUCUUUCUCACAGAAGGUGAAAAUACAGCAAAUCCGCUCACUGUCAGAAGAUAUUCGGUUUUAUUACAAAAGAUUACGAAGUAACAAGGAAGAUUUGGAACCAGGAAAAAAAUCAAAGGUAGCAAAUAUUUAUUUUGAUCCUGGUUUACAAUGUGGAAAUCAUUGUUAUGUGGGAUUACCUUUUCUGAGCAAAUCUGAAUCAAAGUUACAACACAGUAUAUCUAUGCAAGAGGAUGCAUGGGAUUCAGAUUGGGACUUACAUGAUAAUUUAUUCAAAGAAUGGAUUGGAAUAAAAGAUCAUUCAGGAAGUCGGUUAAAUGCAAUAUUUGAAGUGGACACAGAUCUUCAGAAAGCUGUUGCAUCCAGAAUCACAGCAGAAUUGGCCUGGCCCUCUUUACUUGUCUCAUCACGACAUUUGGAUUUUUCACUUACCAACACAAACAGUUCAUCUGAAGAAGAAAUUCUACUAGAAAAUCCUGCAGAUGUUCCUGUUUUUGUUCAGUUUCUUCCAAUAUCACUGUAUUCCAAUCCCUCAGUCUUUGUAGACAAGUUGCUAGACCGAUUCAACUUGAGUAAGCCAGCAAACUUCAAUUUGAGGUCUCUAGAAUUUCAGGUAUCUAGGAACUGUGGUCAGGGAUUGCAGAGCUCUACAGGAUUUACAGAAGGGUUGUCGCGGCAAUCAGUUUUAAAUGUAAUUUUAAAGCCUGGAGAAAGAAAAUCAGUAAAAGUAAAAUUUACUCCAAUCCUUAAUAAAACAGUUUCAUCAUUAAUAAUUAUCAGAAAUAAUCUGACAGUAAUCGAAGCUCUGAUGGUGAAAGGGCAAGGAACAACUGAGAGCAUGAGGAUUGCAGGCAAACUGUCUGGACUGGGAAGUUCUUUACGGUUUAAAAUCACUGAAGCAUUAUUAAAAGACUGUACUGAAAAAAUUAAAUUAAAGGAACCAAAUUUUACUUUGAAAAGAACAUUCAAAGUGGAGAAUACAGGGCAGCUUCAACUUAAUAUAAAAUCCCAGGAAAUCAGUGGAUAUUCGUGUGAAGGAUAUGGAUUUAAAGUAGUUAACUGUCAAGAAUUUGCACUAAACGCCAAUGCCUCUAAAGACUUAGUCAUAUUGUUUACACCAGAUUUCACUACUUCCAGAGUUAUUCGUGAACUGAAGUUAACCACAGCAGGAGGCUCUGAAUUUAUAUUCACAUUAAAUGCAUCCCUUCCCUAUCAUAUGUUAGCAACUUGUGCAGAAGCCUUACCCAGACCUAACUGGGAACUGGCACUGUACGUAGUUGUCUCAGGAAUAAUGAGUGUGCUCUUCCUUUUGGUAAUUGGAACAGCCUACUUAGAAGCUCAAGGAAUUUGGGAGCCAUUCAGAAGACGACUGUCCUUUGAGGCAUCCAAUCCUCCCUUUGAUAUGGGAAGGCCAUUUGAUCUCAGGAGAAUAGUUGGAAUUUCAUCUGAUGGAAAUUUGAAUGCACUUGGAUCAGAUUCUAACCACAGCUCUUCCAGAGGAAUCUAUGGAUCAGGAGGUUCCUCAUCACGUUCUACUGCAGGAAGUCAUAAGCAAUGCAACUCAACAGUAACCCUACACAGCAAUAGACAUUCAGCAGAAAUUGAGAAUGUGAAGUUUAAAAGCAAUUCAAAUAUUUCUAAUAGGACUUCUGUGCAGACAGGGUCAGCAAACAGAGCAAAUUCUCUCUUCUUGGACUCCAGUGGUGCAGCUCAGAACCAUGUAGCAAACAGAAGGUCCAGGGGUACAAAACAAAAUCUGCAGUCAAACCAGCAGCAUGCUCCAGUUUUAUUAGAGCAACCCUUAUCACAGCUACCAGUGGUACCUCAGCAGCAAGAGCAGCAGAAUGAAGAUUCCCUGCCACAGUCACUGCAUCCUCCUUCCCAUUCAGAAUGUGCCGGAAACACAAGGCACAGCUCAGAGGACUCUGAUAUAGCUACUCUGAUAGAAACCAUGGACAAAGACUUUGAUCACCCAGAAUCCCCUUCUCCAGAUGUAUUUACAGAGCACCCCCCAUCUCCAGUAGCAAAAAACAAAGAAGCUGCUUUUCGCACCCUAGGGAAAGGGAAACAAUUUCAGCGCAAGCCUAAACCCCAGAAGAGAAGGGAAGAAAAAGAGCGAAGAACAAGGGGAAAGCAACAAGAAGAAGAACUGAAAGAUUCCCUAGCAGAUGAUGAUAGUUCUUCAACUACCACAGAAACUUCCAACCCAGACACAGAAGCACUUCUGAAAGAGGAACCAGAAAAGCAAAAGGGAAGACAACCAAUAUCAGAAAAACAAGAGAAUGAAACGCAAGUAAAACAGAAAAGCAAAAAACUACCAGUUAUCAAGAAAGAGAUCCCAACAGAUGUGAAAUCCAGUUCUCUUGAGAUGUCAUGUCCUUCACCACUGGAAAUUAAGCAGCACAAAGGUUUUUCCUCUAAGCUUUCAGCUCAGCAUACAUUCACAAAUGGAUUCAAACCAAGAAACUCCCAGAAAGCGAAAGGUAUGAACACAAAGCUGUUGGAUAGCAGACCAUCAUCAAUGGCUAAGUUCUUCUCCAGUGCCUCUGGUCAGGAGUUGGGGAAUACUAGCAGCUCAGAAGGGGAAAAAGACUCUCCACCACCAGAGUGGGACUCUGUGCCAAUUCAUAAGGCAGGCAGCUCUACUGACAACCUUUAUAAGCUAUCCCUGCAAACCCUCAGUGCAGAUGCUUUUCUGAAGCAACGACAGACCUCGCCAAUUCCUGCCUCUCCGUCUCCACCCCCUGCACAAUUAGCCUUUGUUCCACGGAACACUUACAGCAGUAUUGUGAACAAUUGCAAUGAACCGAAAAACAAAUUGCUCAGUGGUGCUAAACAUAAAGUGGCAAAGGCAGCCUCUCUCCCUGGCAGGAAUGGAAAUCCGACUUUUGCUGCUGUAGCUGCUGGUUAUGACAAAAGCCCAGGUGGUAGUGGCCCAGCAAAGCCUUCACCAGUUAAAACUGAGACCUCUGGUUGUAUGAACAUUUCACACACAGCUGUUGACAGUGAUGGCUCUGACAGUUCGGGUUUGUGGAGUCCUAUAAGCAAUCCGAGCAGCCCAGACUUCACACCUGUCAAUUCUUUUUCAGCAUUUGGAAACUCUUUUAAUCUAACUGGAGAAGUUUUCAGCAAACUUGGGCUAUCAUCAUCUGCAUAUGGGCAAGAUGCUCAGCGAAACUGGAGUGAGUUUACUAGUGUUCCUUCAUCUAUCUGGGACUCUUCAGCUACAGAUGUGAUACCUCCCUGGCCCACAAGUUCAGGAUCCCCUACUCACACAACUUCAUCUAUCCUUGGCAACCCAAAUGGCCUGUGGUCUACCACCACCACUCCAUUCAGCAGUUCUAUUUGGUCAAGUAAUUUGAACAACUCCCUUCCUUUCAACACUCCAUCUAACACAUUGCCAGGGCUUGAUCUUGGGAAUGAAAGUACCCCUCCACCACCUGCAGUUGCCCCAACGGUGAACAGCCCUGAAGACUUGGGACAAGCGUAUAAUCCUUGGCUAAUUUGGAGCCCUGCAAUUGGGAGAAGAAGCUCAGAUCCUUGGCCUAAUGUGCAUUACCCACCUGAAAACUGAAAUUCAGCAAAACCAAAUGAUAGUUGUCCAGAUCUGAUCAUGGUAAAUUCUGUAACACAUCUGGAAUGUAAUUUGCAAGCCAUUUGCUGCCACCACCACCCUUGCUCCUGUCCCCAUCAGCCACGCCAUUAAAAUCUAGUCAUAUUUUCAUCACUUGCUUCUCUUAAAGUCUUGCAAUUAUGGUAGUAUGAAAUUGCUGGCCAACUUGGAAAACCUGAGAUAUGUGGUCAAAUAUUUUUCAUCAGUGACCACACCCUUGGUAUUUUACCAUCUGCCCUUGUAGUUUUUUUAAAAACCUGGUAAAUUCCAAAGUUCAGUGAUUUUUUAAAUUACCAUGGUUUUACCUCCCCUAGUAUUAUGCUCUCAAACAUAAAUUUUAAAGAGCACCUUGUGCUAAAAAUGCAGAAUAUUUUUUUAAAAAUAAGGUCUUUGUCAUGGGCUCAAUGAAUGUAAAAACAUUAGGAGAAAAAAAUGCUGAAUAUAAGAGCAUUCUGUUCAAAGUAUACAUUUUAUGUGCUGUUUGUACAUUUGUAAACCUGAAUGCAUUUUUAAGUUGAACUGAAAUGUGCAUAGCCAAUUCCUUGUGCUUUUCUUACCAAUACAACUUUGAGUUGUAUUUGAAAAAUAAAACAGUGCUUUUUUUCA